AUGCUGAAAAACAGUGAGAGGAGGCGGUCCUGGAGCUACAAGCCCUGGGCUACCGCGGAGGGGAACGAUGCACCCAACUCAGGGAACAGCCAGCACCGCGGGAGCAUCUGCUCCCUGGCGGCCCGCUCCGGCUCCCAGGCCAGCAUCCCCGCGUGGACCGAGGGCAACUAUAACUACUACAUCGAGGAGGACGAGGAUGGGGAGGAGGAGGAGGAGGAGGGGCAGUGGAAAGACGACUUGGCCGAGCUGGCCGAGGAAGACCAGCAGCCAGAGGAGGCCACCACCGCCCAGGCGGAGGGCCGCGGCGAGGGCUCCACGCUGAACGUGAACGUGGGCGGCCAGAGCUACCACCUGGACUACGCCCAGCUGGCCUGCUACCCCAAGACGCGCCUCGGCCGCCUGGCCGCCUGCACCGGCCGCGGCCGCCAGCUGGGCCUGUGCGACGACUACGAGGCGCGGACGGACGAGUACUUCUUCGAUCGCGACCCGGCCGUCUUCCAGCUGGUCUACAACUUCUACCUGUGCGGGGUGCUGCUGGUGUGCGACGCGCUGUGCCCGCGCGGCUUCCUGGAGGAGCUGGGCUACUGGGGCGUGCGGCUCAAGUACACGCCGCGCUGCUGCCGCAUCUGCUUCGAGGAGCGGCGCGACGAGCUGAGCGAGCAGCUCAAGAUCCAGCGCGAGCUGCGCGCGCAGGCGCAGGCCGAGGAGGCCGAGCAGCUCUUCCGCGACGUGCGCUUCUGCGGGCCGCAGCGCCAGCGCCUCUGGAACCUCAUGGAGAAGCCCUUCUCGUCCGUGGCCGCCAAGGCCAUCGGCGUGGCCUCCAGCCUCUUCGUGCUCGUCUCCAUCGUGGCGCUGGCCCUCAACACGGUGGAGGAGAUGCACCCGCGGGCCGAGGGCGGCCGCUGGGCGGCCCUGGAGCACGUGGAGGUGCUGUGCAUCGCCUUCUUCACGCUCGAGUUCCUGCUGCGCCUGGCCUCCACGCCCGACCUGCGCCGCUUCGCGCGCAGCGCCCUCAACCUGGUGGACCUGGUGGCCAUCCUGCCGCUCUACCUGCAGCUGCUGCUCGAGUGCUUCGCGGACGAGGACCAGCGGCGCGGCAAGGGCUCCCCCCGGGAGCACGACCUGGAGACGGUGGGCAAGGUGGGCCAGGUGCUGCGCGUCAUGCGCCUCAUGCGCAUCUUCCGCAUCCUCAAGCUGGCGCGCCACUCCACCGGCCUGCGCGCCUUCGGCUUCACCCUGCGCCAGUGCUACCAGCAGGUGGGCUGCCUGCUGCUCUUCAUCGCCAUGGGCAUCUUCUCCUUUUCCGCUGCCGUCUACUCCGUGGAGCACGACGUGCCCGGCACCAACUUCACCAGCAUCCCGCACUCCUGGUGGUGGGCCGCGGUGAGCAUCUCCACUGUGGGCUACGGAGACAUGUACCCAGAGACCCACCUGGGCAGGCUUUUUGCCUUCCUCUGCAUCGCUUUUGGGAUUAUCCUCAACGGGAUGCCAAUCUCCAUCCUCUACAACAAAUUCUCCGAUUACUACAGCAAGCUCAAGGCUUAUGAGUACACUGCCAUACGAAGGGAAAGGGGAAAGGUGGACUUCAUGCAGCGAGCCAGAAAAAAGAUGACUGAGUGCUUGGCUAAAAGCAACCCACAGCCCGCCCCACGGCAAGAGAAUUAA
Eptesicus fuscus (big brown bat) is the source of this 1665-nucleotide messenger RNA. RefSeq names its product potassium voltage-gated channel modifier subfamily V member 2 (gene KCNV2). Gene Ontology annotation, biological process: potassium ion transmembrane transport; protein homooligomerization. NCBI's taxonomy places the organism in Eukaryota, Metazoa, Chordata, Mammalia, Chiroptera, Vespertilionidae. The transcript has 2 exons. The record is from RefSeq and is a predicted model, not a curated record. Gene Ontology annotation, molecular function: voltage-gated potassium channel activity. The coding region runs from base 1 to 1665 and encodes 554 amino acids. Gene Ontology annotation, cellular component: membrane; voltage-gated potassium channel complex.